Molecule: messenger RNA, 810 nt
Organism: Hymenoscyphus albidus
Lineage: Eukaryota; Fungi; Ascomycota; Leotiomycetes; Helotiales; Helotiaceae
Source: the annotation of a GenBank genome assembly
AUGAUUCUCCAAAAGAUAUCGCAAUGUUUCGAUUUCGUCGACGGUGUACUCCAAUACCAGUACACUAAAGUUCUAUUCUUAGAGGGUGGAAACAUCUACCAUGCGCGAACCCAAUUUCGAAUUCCAUCAAACCUGAAUAUCACACUUCGCAAAGAGGACCUCACCCAUAUCACGCUCAUUCCUUUCGAAUCGUACUGCCCUCUCUAUUUACCAGAAUUCACCUUAGCACCGGAGUCUUCCCUAGAAGACUACUAUAUCAAAAGCCCAAAUCUCAUGAGCUAUGAGGAUGGGUGGAAUGUCUGUGAGACUGUUCUGAACGAUAUUAGAGCCUGCGAAAUUCUGAAGAAACAUCCUUCUCCAAAUAUUGCAAAAUAUCACGGCUGUCAGGUAUACAAUGGACGAGUUACAGGCCUCUGUUUCUCGAGGUAUCCGCAGACUCUGAUGGAAAUGGUCAACCCACGUCAUCUUAAUAGGGACGAAUUUUUCCAGGAAACGCCUAAAAUCACCAAGAAUAGAGCCAGCCACUAUAUAAGGGGGGUUGAGAGAGGUAUCAGGCACAUACACACUCUUAAUCUCGUCCACAACGAUAUCAAUCUCGAUAACAUCAUGAUCACGCAGGACGAUAAUCCCGUGAUCAUUGAUUUUGACUCUUGUUUGCAAGAAGGAAUGCCGUUAGGCUCUACCACGAAGCGUACGUUUCAAUGGCACGAUCCAAGUGUUCAUUUGUCGCAGACAAGCAAUGAUGAUUGGGCUUUCAAAGAGGUUUGUAGGUGGUUGACUGGAGGGAGAUCUGCAAAUUCGGAGGAAUGA